Molecule: messenger RNA, 870 nt
Organism: Candida tropicalis MYA-3404
Lineage: Eukaryota; Fungi; Ascomycota; Pichiomycetes; Serinales; Debaryomycetaceae
Gene: SLC1
Product: 1-acylglycerol-3-phosphate O-acyltransferase
Exons: 1
Coding region: 1-870 (289 amino acids)
Biological process (GO): phosphatidic acid biosynthetic process
Cellular component (GO): endoplasmic reticulum; membrane
Molecular function (GO): 1-acylglycerol-3-phosphate O-acyltransferase activity
Source: RefSeq, a predicted model, not a curated record
AUGUCAGUUCUUAAAACAACUUUCCUUGGUAAGGUUAAAUUCUACUUGAAAUCAGUGAUCUUUGGAACCCUUAUUGCUGGGUGUGCCUUGUAUGGUGUGUUUGCAUCAAUAAUUUUAAGACUUAUCGGUAAAGGUGAAUAUGCUCAAUAUACUGUUGCCAGGGCAUUUUAUUAUACCUUUAACUUAUUCUUGGGAUUGAAAAUUACCAUGAAGAAUGAGAAAUACUUGAAAGAUCUCCCAGCUAUUGUUAUUUCAAAUCAUCAAUCUGCUUUGGAUAUUUUCGUUUUGGGUCAAAUUUUCCAACCAGGUUACACUGUCACUAGUAAGAAAUCUUUGAAAUACGUACCAUUUUUGGGUUGGUUUAUGGCUUUAUCGGGAACUUUCUUUUUGGAUAGAAGCAAGAGUGCUGCUGCUAGAAAGGUUUUGAACAGUGCUUUGCUCCAAUUGAAAGAUAAAGGAAGAGCCUUGUUUAUAUUCCCAGAAGGUACAAGAUCAGGUUCAGAAGAAUUGGAAAUGUUACAAUUUAAAAAAGGUGCUUUCCAUUUAGCCAAAGAAGCAGGUAUCCCAAUUAUCCCAGUUGUUGUAUCCAACACUUCUCCAAUUUUCAAUUCUAAGAGAAAAAUUUUCAACACGGGUGAAAUUAAAAUCGAAGUCUUACCACCUGUUUCUACAGCCAAUAUUGAAUCCAAUGAGGAUGUCACCAACCUUUGUAACAAUAUCAGAGAUGAUAUGGUCAAAACCUUGAAGAAGAUUGGUUAUUCAAGAACUCCAAUCUCAAAAUUAGGACAAAACCCAUACGCACCUAAAGCUGAUGAAACUACUGACGAAGAAAUUGUAACUGAAACUACCCCAUUAAAUGGAUCAAAAUAA